Molecule: messenger RNA, 1407 nt
Organism: Cicer arietinum (chickpea)
Lineage: Eukaryota; Viridiplantae; Streptophyta; Magnoliopsida; Fabales; Fabaceae
Product: transcription factor MYB24-like
Biological process (GO): regulation of DNA-templated transcription
Cellular component (GO): nucleus
Molecular function (GO): sequence-specific DNA binding; DNA-binding transcription factor activity
Source: RefSeq, a predicted model, not a curated record
CUUAUUUCUAAAUUGCUACUAGUACUAGCCAGUGUUUAAUUUCAAACUUUGUUCUGUUUCAUAUCAUAUUUUAACUUCACCUUCAAAUAUUUAUUUGCUCUUGAAGCAUAUAUAAUAAAUUGAAUAUCUUUGUUUGAUGAACUCCACAAGAACACUAGCUAUGUCCACAAGUACAAAGAGAGAGUUUGGUUCUAAUAAAAUUGAAGAAAAUGAGUUGAGAAGAGGACCUUGGACUCUUGAAGAAGAUAGCUUAUUAAUUCACUAUAUUGCUCAUCAUGGUGAAGGUCGUUGGAAUAUGUUAGCAAAAAGUGCAGGAUUGAAGAGGACUGGUAAAAGCUGCAGACUUAGAUGGCUUAAUUACUUGAAACCUGACAUUAAGAGAGGGAAUCUUACUCCUCAAGAACAAUUGUUGAUCCUUGAACUCCAUUCCAAGUGGGGUAACAGGUGGUCAAAAAUUGCUCAACAUCUACCAGGAAGAACGGAUAAUGAGAUAAAGAAUUAUUGGAGAACAAGGGUGCAGAAACAAGCACGCCAACUUAACAUUGAAUCUGGUAGCAAGAGAUUCAUUGAUGCUGUUAAGUGUUUUUGGAUGCCAAGAUUGCUUCAAAAAAUGGAACAGAACACUUCUCCAAGUUCUCAUCAUCACUCUUCAAUAACAACAAAUAUGAAUUUUGUGAAUUCUAUUGAAGCUUCAACUAGCUCAAUGUCAACAACAAGCUUCAAUGUUCCUUCUAUGUCUCCAUCAUCAUCUCAUCCACAAAGUGGAUUAUUCAUUGAUUCUUCUUCAAGUGAAAACCAUUUAAGCAAUCCUUCCUUGGAUUUCUUCCAAUUUUCACAGCCACUUGAAAUUUCAGAAAAUUCAAGUGCUCCAAAUGUGUUGGAUAACACUGUUUAUAGCUGUCCAAUUCAGAACAACUACAAUAUUGAUGACACAAAUAACUAUGGUUUGGAAGGUUUAAACUUUGAUCCAUUGUCUUCAAUGGAAACUUAUGACUUUUCACAGUUUGAUUUUCAAUCUGGUGGAAGUGGCUGGAUGUUAGACAAUAUGGCUAAUACUUUGUGGAAUAUGGAUGCUAUGUGACAGUGUAUACCACAAAGAGCAUGCAUAUCUCAAGUUCUAAAAAUAUUAAUAAUACUAAUAGUAUUAAUAAUUGUGAUCAAGAUUAUAUUAGUAUAUACUGAUUCUUAGUGACUAAACAGUUUCUUUGAUAGAGAUUAGUAAAGUGUAAGGUACUAAUGUUAUUUAUUAUGAUUAUGAGUAGUUGUAAACUAGCAUAUUUAUAUAGAAAAUGCAGGAGAGGAUAUUAAUGAUCCCCUGUUCAGAUACAUAUAUAAUAUAUAUUAAAGUUGGAAAAGCUGUAAUAAUUUUAUUAAGAGAAUGUAACUUGGUUGUUAAAUUAAGAGUGA